Molecule: messenger RNA, 1574 nt
Organism: Capra hircus (goat)
Lineage: Eukaryota; Metazoa; Chordata; Mammalia; Artiodactyla; Bovidae
Gene: SEPTIN1
Product: septin 1
Exons: 11
Coding region: 184-1287 (367 amino acids)
Biological process (GO): cytoskeleton-dependent cytokinesis; regulation of exocytosis
Cellular component (GO): synaptic vesicle; septin ring; cell division site
Molecular function (GO): GTPase activity; GTP binding; molecular adaptor activity
Source: RefSeq, a predicted model, not a curated record
UGGGCAAAAGGACCCAGGAAUCGAGAACCAGCUGUUCUCGAUCUUGGUUUUCCCCACUCUCUCUGGGCCAGUUGGAGCAUCUCAGAUCCUAUACUGCCCGCCCCCUUGUUUGCCGCCCUCAACUUCCUGCCCCACCAGAGGAAGUGGGGAGAGCUAUCAGGUGCAGCAACAGCUAUCGGGGCCAUGGACAAGGAGUAUGUGGGAUUUGCCGCCCUCCCCAACCAGCUGCAUCGCAAGUCUGUCAAGAAGGGUUUUGACUUCACACUCAUGGUGGCAGGGGAGUCAGGCCUGGGAAAAUCUACCCUCAUCAACAGCCUAUUUCUCACCAACCUCUAUGAGGAUCGGCAAAUACCAGAAGCCAGUGCUCGCUUGACGCAAACGCUGACCAUCGAGCGCCGGGGCGUGGAGAUCGAGGAGGGGGGUAUUAAGGUGAAGCUGACUGUGGUGGACACACCUGGCUUUGGGGACUCAGUGGACUGUUCAGACUGCUGGCUGCCUGUGGUGCGCUUCAUCGAGGAGCAGUUUGAGCAGUAUCUUCGGGAUGAGAGUGGCCUGAACCGGAAGAACAUCCAGGAUUCCCGUGUCCACUGCUGCCUCUACUUCAUCUCACCCUUUGGCCGGGGGCUCCGUCCCCUAGAUGUGGCCUUCCUCCGGGCGGUGCACGAGAAGGUCAACAUCAUCCCGGUCAUUGGCAAAGCAGAUGCCCUGAUGCCAAAGGAAACACAAGCCCUCAAACAGAAGAUCCGGGAACAGUUGAAGGAGGAAGAGAUCAAUAUUUACCAGUUCCCCGAAUGUGACUCUGAUGAGGAUGAAGACUUCAAGAGGCAGGAUGCGGAGAUGAAGGAAAGCAUCCCUUUUGCCGUCGUCGGUUCCUGCGAAGUAGUGCGGGAUGGCGGGCCCAGACCGGUGAGAGGACGCCACUACUCCUGGGGCACUGUAGAGGUGGAGAAUCCACAUCACUGCGAUUUCCUGAACCUGCGACGGAUGCUCGUGCAGACACACCUGCAGGACCUGAAGGAGGUGACGCACGACCUGCUCUACGAGGGCUACCGGGCCCGCUGUCUACAGAGCCUGGCCCGGCCUGGGGCGCGAGAUCGAGCCAGCCGUAGUAAGCUUUCCCGCCAAAGCGCCACAGAGAUCCCGCUGCCCAUGCUGCCUCUGGCAGACACGGAGAAGUUGAUUCGCGAGAAAGACGAAGAGCUGCGCCGCAUGCAAGAGAUGUUGGAGAAGAUGCAGGCCCAGAUGCAGCUGAGCCAGGCUCAAGGCGAGCAGUCCGACGCUCUCUGAGGCCCCCAUCGGGGCUUUCUCUACCUCGCCUCCGCCUUCGGUUCGUCUCUUGUCCAAUCCCUGAGCCCCAGGCUGCCAGGCGCCUAAUCCCGGAGCCCCAGCCUGUAAGGCCCGCCCUUCUAAGGGGCGGGUUCUCAGGUUCUCCCAAUCCUGGAAUUUGUAGCCCCGCCUUUGGCUCCGCCCCAGCUCACUUCUGGAGCGCGACCUCCUCUUCCAACCCUGAAUACCCCCAUUCCCUCCCCACUUCUCCCUAUCCGUGACUUCAAUAAAAACUGAGUUUCUCUGAG